CCCGAUUCGGCCCUGUUCUGUGCAGAGACCCACGACCAGUACAGAAGAGACUGGGGUUCUAGUGCAACUAGAUGGCGGUUGUACCCGCUCGAAAGCCAGUCUGGGGAAGUCCUCCUGCCUGAAGAGGUCUCCAAGUCCAAGUCCCGACGCCUCCACUCUUACCACACCGGCCUGUUCUGCUCUAGCGCAGCUUCAAGCCCAUCGGGGAACGUGCUGGCACUGGAUUCCAGCCUUACUCUCGUGGCUGUCAAGGCCAGCGAGGCGACGGUUGCAACCAACUAUGUGGUCAGAGGAUUUCCAAGACCCUACUCGAUACGUUUUGUCGCGGAGGCAAACGGAUUAUCCCAUUUCGUUUGCUCCCAUUUCGGCAUUUUUCGUUGUCUCUGCCAUCUAGCAACGAACUUGGCUCACAUGUCAAUCGAAAUCUCAGGAGAGCAUCUCAUUCACGUUUCUCAGACUGACAACGCCGUUGUGACGGAGCUUUUGUUUCUCCUACAGCAAGUGUCUGGGCCUAGUAGGCCCGAAUCGAACGCGAACGGGGAGAAACAGCACCUCUUUAGCGCAGGCAUUGUGCCGGAUUGCCCCUGCUCAAGUCCCAAGCGAACUUUGGUC
Clonostachys rhizophaga is the source of this 612-nucleotide messenger RNA. Lineage: Eukaryota; Fungi; Ascomycota; Sordariomycetes; Hypocreales; Bionectriaceae. The record is from the annotation of a GenBank genome assembly.